This is a messenger RNA of Cygnus olor (mute swan), 4871 nucleotides long. Its product is annotated as caspase-8-like. Gene Ontology annotation, molecular function: protein binding; cysteine-type endopeptidase activity. Gene Ontology annotation, biological process: regulation of apoptotic process; apoptotic process; proteolysis. The coding region runs from base 2452 to 3849 and encodes 465 amino acids. The record is from RefSeq and is a predicted model, not a curated record. NCBI's taxonomy places the organism in Eukaryota, Metazoa, Chordata, Aves, Anseriformes, Anatidae. The transcript is spliced from 8 exons.
AGACUGGUGAAGUCUCCCUCGCUCCUAAUAAGGCUUGUUCACACACAGGUUACUGUGUCGUGAUUUAUAGUAUCCAGUGUGAAAAUUGUGCUUGUUUGUGUUGAGGUUUGUGUUUAUAUGGCUGCACGCUGUAAUACUUGGGUGCACCCAGUGACACUUUGUCAGGACAAGCCUGCAGGCAGGAAAGGCUUAGCACUGUAACCACAGCUGCCAUUCAGCAAGGUUUUUAAAGUUUUCACGUGAUCUCCUGUGGUGUAAGACAGCAGUCUGAAAGUCUUGGGUAAAAAACACCCACUCUUUCAGCAGCUUAGAUGUUAAUCACUGCUUGCUGUCCAUGUUGUACUCUUUCAGUGUCUCUCUAGGAAUAUAGAGCUUGUGCUACAAAGAAAUCAGCCUAAUCCAACAAAAAGUGGUUGGUUUCUUUAAGGACUUGAUGAUGCAUACAGAAGCAUGUGUACAUAUGCAUGCUUGUCACCUACAGAAUUAAAGAAGGGUUGUCACUUGUGCAAUUCUUGUUUAGACAGAUUGAAGUGGAAGUAGUGUAAAAUGAGUCUUCCUGUGGGGAAGAUGCGUCUUUGGAAAAUCAUGAUCUUAAAGGAGAGUUUGUAACAUUCACAAGUCCUAUCCAUACUGAUUCUUUUUUUUUUUUUUUUUUUUUUUGUAGGAGCUGUUUAUCCUGGCUUUUGCCAGUAGCAGCCAGUCACUACAGUUGCUAAGUAGUCAGUAGCCUCAGCAUUUUUGCUUCCUCAAGGCCAACCUUUCUGGGAGAGCUGGAUUUUUGGUAGGCUGCUGUACAAAGAAUUGGCUGGGUCAUGGAGACAGUUCUAUGGGAAGCCAGAGGAACAAAACGGGUGCAGGGGAGCUGUGGGAAGUUGAAGGGACUAAAGACUAACAAAGGAACAGGAAUAGUUUGGUGAAGGACAAUAGAGGAAGAAAUAGGAAGUGAAACAGUAGAGACAAACAGGAAGAACAGUGCCAGGAGGGCUGGUCCCUGAAACAGCUGCAUGACGGGAGAAGCCUCUGUUUGGAAAGAGCCAUCUCAGGCCUGGUCUUGUCUGCAGAUCUUUUUCACACAGUAGUGAUCACAGCAUGUUUCCUCUUUAAACCUGCAACUGGAGUCUUGGUUCAGUUAAGACACAGAACAACUAGUGAAGGAAGAGAGAGUGAGGCAUGGGAUGACUUGGAGACAGAACCAUUCGGGACCUGAAGAUCAGAUAGCACUUGUGAUGCUGUUCCCAACCUUUGGAUAAAAGGAAGACUCAUGCCAGUGAAUCUCGGACACAUUUUCUGAACUGUUAUUAGCAUGUGCCUUUUGGAAGGAGUUUGAAUACCUCAUUCUGUUGAAGGGUAUGUUAUAAUUUUGAGUUUAUAAAGGUAGAUAGGUUGAAAUCAAUGAAGGUAGUUUUAAUUGCAAAAUUUGAAUACAUUUCUGCUCUCCUAACUCUCUCUCUUCAUAAUGCUUGAGUUCGAGCUUCAGACGUGGACAGAGAGGUUUGGUAGCUGACUAUUCAUAUGUUUGCUGCUGCAAGGAGAAUACUGGUGACCAGCAAAUCACACUGUGAACUUUACCAUUGAAGGCAGAGUUCUAUGCAUAAAGAGGGUGAAAAUGCCAAAAGUUAAAUAUUACUUAAAUUAUUUUGUGAACAGGAAAGUAUGUUUCAAAGGGAUGUUUAUCCUUUCGGUUUCCUGUAUUCAUCGAGUACUGCUACUGAAUUUGGUACUGAUAUUUGACUUGUUAAAAGUAGGCUGGGUAAGCUGGAGCUGUACUUUGGAGAAUGGAGCUAGGAUGUGGAAGAUCUAGUGACACAGCAGGAUAGUGGGACUGAGAUAUCUUUAAAUGGGAAGAUGUAAUUGAUUCAUGCCUCCCCACCAUCUUUUAAUUGGGAUUUAUAAGUAAUCAUAAUGUACUGAGCUGUGCCAUAUACCAGGAGUUCCUGGCUGUGCUGCUUAGUGUGUCCCCUUAAAACAAAAGCAAACCUGGUUGCUUCUGUGGUUUGUUUACAGUUUUUUCCUACAACCACUGUAAUCAUUUCCUGAAACCGGAACAGUGGUAAGUGGAGAAAGAAACUGCUGCAUAAUGAUCACAGCUUAUUGCUUUGAUAUAACUAACUUAUUGUAAGUCAUGUGACAAUACAGGCCAUAGUACAAAAGCAAGUACUUUUCCUGGAACUUCAGAGACUAUGGUUGUCUUUCACUUUUUUCAGAGUUAUUUCAGCAGUCCUCCAGCCUGUCCUCCAAUGUAAGUGUAGUAAAAUUAUUAUUAUUUAUGGUGUAAAAGAAACAGUUUGCUUGUUUUAUCAGUUGUGUCUUUAUUUUAGUGAAGUGGAAGAAGACACCACAGCUAAACAUUGUCUUAGUGUGCUCCUGUAUUUACAGACAGGCUUAAACACUGUGUAGAUGGCACAUCUAUACUAAUUGCAAAAAUUUUGCAGAUCCAAAUCCUGACGUGAAAUGAGUACAGACUUCCGCAAACUUCUUUUUGAUGUUUCUGAGGCUUUGGCCACAGAUGAACUGGGGGCUCUGAAGUUUCUCAGCUUGGAGCAUGUCCCUGUGAGGAAACAAGAAGCUAUUGAGGAGCCCAAGGCUUUCUUUGAAGUUCUUCAGGAGAAAGACAUGAUCAAAGUGGGGGACCUGUCCUUCUUGAAGGAGCUGCUCUACCGGAUCAAUCGGAUAGACCUCCUGGCUGGCCAGCUGGGCUCCAGCCGAGAGGAGAUGGAGAGGGAGCUUCAGAUCCCAGGCAGGGCAAAGGUGUCAACGUACAGACAGUUGCUAUAUGGAAUUGCAGAGGACUUAACUCCAGAAGAUGUCAACAGCGUGAAAUUCCUGCUGCAAAAACAGAUACCAAAGAACAAGCUCCAGGAUAAUGCUUCAAUGUUGAAUGUCUUAGUGGAAAUGGAAAGAAAUGGAAUAAUUAAAGAAGAUGACCUGAGAAUUCUGAAGGAUAUAUUAAAGGGAUUUAGAGCUGACCUAAAAAAAAGAAUUGAUAUCUAUGAAGAAAAAACAAAAGAAAAUGGUUCUAAGGAAAAACUCAGCUAUCCAAUCUGUGUGUCUCUGCAUCCAGCAGGACAAGGAGCAGAGGGUGGGACACCACACCUGCUUGUGGAAUCAUACAAGAUGGAAAAUAACCCCCAUGGCUACUGUGUGAUUCUUAAUAACCACAAUUUUAAAAAUCCAUGUGAAAGCAGAGAAGGAACAAUAGAAGAUGGAAAGGCUCUGAAGAGGGUCUUCAAGUGGCUUCAGUUUGAGACAGUUGAGCACAUGGAUCUAGAAGCAAAAGAAAUAUAUGAGACAGUUAAAGAAUACAGCAAAAAAGACCAUAGCAACAUGGACUGUUUUGUUUGCUUCAUUCUUUCACAUGGUGAAAAAGACAAAAUAAAAGGCACUGAUCAUGAGUUCGUAAAUAUUAAAGAUUUACUCACCUGCUUCAGUGGAUCUAAUUGUCCUUCGCUUGCUGGCAAACCCAAGCUGUUUUUCAUCCAGGCUUGCCAAGGCUCUGUAGGUCAUCCAGCUGUCACAGUAAAAGAAGACUGUUCUGGCCAUCUCGAGAUGGAUGCUAUCCCUCUGCCUUCCAUUCCUGACCAGGCUGAUGUUCUGGUUGGCAUGGCUACUGUGGAAGACUUUGAGUGCUACCGCUGUAUAAAGACUGGCAGUGUUUACAUUCAAUGCCUCUGUGACAAGAUGAAGUUACUCUGCCCACUCCGCAAGGAUAUCGUAACCAUCCUGACAGAAGUGAACAAGGAAGUGGGAAGAAAAGUAUUAAAUGGAUGGAAGCAGAUGCCAAAGAUAACAUCAACCCUGCGGAAGCAGUUUAUCUUCCAGAUUCCACAGUGCCAGUCAACAGAAAAAUAAGAAUAUACUCGGUUAAGAAUAACUUCUGGAAUGGGCUUCCACAGGAAAUUCAAGAGAAGUUGCAACAGAAAUUGUCUAGAUCUGUGUAGUUAGUCCCAGUCCUGCAAGGGGCCGUAUGACCCAAAUUUUUCAAAUCCCAUGUUUAAUGAAUCUUCUGGAACUUGGAUCACUAGCAGUCUGCUCAGGCAGUGGAGUUUGGAUCGCUUCAGCCCUGCUUUCAACUGAGAAAGCAUUUCCAAGCAGUAUGAUUUUUAAGUGUUAUGGGAAUUGCCAAUAGAACUACCAUAGAAUCAUAGGUUCAUAGAAUCAUUAAGGUUGGAAAAGACCUUCAAGAUCAUCUGGUCCAACCAUCACCCUACUACCAAUGUCACCCACUAAACCAUGUCCCUAAGCACCAGGUCCAACCCUUUCCUUGAACACCCCCAGGGACGGUGAUGCCACCACUUCCCGGGGCAACCUGUUCCAAUGCCUGACUACCCUUUCUGAGAAGAAACGUCUCCUAAUUUCUAACCUAAAUUUCUAACCUAUUGUUUCUGUCUCUGUUGUUAAAAGAGAGUAAGACCUUGAAAUCCAGAUAUAUUCAGAGCAUCAGAUCCGUUCUCAGAGACCUUGUGUGAAGUUGUAACUGUAUCAUGCAAGGAAGUACCCAGAAGUGAGUAAUUGCCUAACUCUGGAAACUGCAUAGUUCUUCACAGAAAAUAAUGUCCCUGUCCAGAAGGACCAAAAAAAAAAGAUGAUGAUACAAGUCUGAUUGUUUUCCUCCAAGUAUUUUGUUUUGCUUUAUGUUACUAAUUUACUUGGCUGAACAGCACUGCUGGUUAGGAUUUUUAAUAGUAAGGAUUCUAACUGUGUUACUUCACAGAGCACUUAGGGAGCAGUCUGUUUUGGAGGGCUGAUGACUACUGGAAGGAAGGUGCCACUCCAUUAGAUGCACAGUUCUGAGAUGCUGUCCCCUCCUGGCAACUGUACCUCCUGUGGGCUCUUAAUCUCUGUUGGAAUAAAUACUGAUGGUUGUCACAUCA